AGGAGACACUUGUGGCUGUGGCAGAGCUCAUAACAGCUCAGAGGGACAUUUGUGAGUAGCAGUCAGCCUGUGGUCAACUGGCCUAAUGGAAAGUCCUGCUUGAGGACACGCUGCGUGUCUUAGGCGAUGGUUUGCUAAUGGCAGGAAGGCUGUUCAUGUGGUGCUCUGGCACACAGGAACCCUGCAAGCUGGCCUGUCUAGAUUCGCAGCUGUGACAUCUGGCACUGCACGUUGACCUAUGGUUUAAAUGUACGGGCUGCACGUGAAGUCCAUGUUUUUCUGAUAGGGCUCAAUGACAAGACCUUUGCUCUCUGCACCUGAGGACUACUAUCCUCACUUCAGCCUGGGCUUUUCAUGGCUCUGUCCCUUCACUUUUACUGUCUCAGUUCCACCCUUGCAUCAGGUGAGACCUGCACUGGGCCCUUAUAGGAGUCACAGGCUGAUAGGACAGUAGAGGCUCCAGUGGAUUUAUUUGGGAUGAGUGACACACAGGCAAGUCACUCCCAUCCCCUCCCCUAGGCCACAGAGGUAUUCUCUCUCUCUCUCUCUCUCUCUCUCUCUCUCUCUCUCUCUCUCUCUCUCUCUCUCUGGGGGUGAAUAUAGCUGACUGGCUUUAAAACCACAGUUUAGCCAAGGCUUGUCUUAAAUUUGUGGCGAUUCUCCCAUCUCAGCUUCCUGAGUGCUGGGAUUACAGCCACAAGGCCUCUUAAUCAUGGUCUGGAAGCAGUUGGGGCCCAUGGGCUCCUUGUCCAUCUCUAUUGUAACUAGUAUCAUCACAACACUUAGAAGUGUCUCCCCACUAUAGUCCCACCCAUCCAUCUUCCAGAGUCAAACCCUGGACUCCAUAGGGUUCCUGGCUCCUCUUGGCUUCUGUAACUUUCUCCCUUCCCCGCUCUUCUUAGCUCAUCUUCUAAGAAUGAGCACAACACAGCAAACAAAGACCUGCCCAUGGUGUCUGUGAGUAGGACCCCCUGACCUGCUCUGAGGAUACUCAUAGAAACUGGGCAAGGGAGAAGAGGCCUGAACCUGGAACAGGACCUGGAUCAAAUGGUGAGGGGAGCUGUGUGAUUCUCUUGGAAACCAGUCAUGAUUCCUUUGCCAGGUGGUGGUGCUGUGACCAUCAAGACAGAAGCACAGGCCGAGGAUGAAUCUGAGCAGCAGCUUCUGGAGUCCCUGAGCCAGUCCAUGAGCCAGUCCCACAAAAGGCCCAGGACUAGAAACUCCAGACUGCUUCAUGACCAGGGAGUGCCUAGGGUACUGAUUAGGGAACCCCAGGCCGCAGUGGCUAGGAAGGAGCCACCCUGUACCCUUCCUCGACGACGACGACGACAACAACAACAGCGGGCAUUCUCAUGCCCUGACUGUGGGGAGAGCUUCCGCUUGAAAAUUAAUCUGACAAUUCAUCAGCGGACCCAUGUAGAAGAGGAGGAACACAGGGAGGUUUGCAGUGAUUUGCCUGUUGGGUCAGGGGAAAGCCACUCCACACUGGAACCAGGGGAGGUGGUGGUGCCUGGUCCUAUCAUCGGCUGGGUACCUCAGAAGCCCACAAGACACCGUUCCCUGAUAAGCAGUGCUUUCCUGAGACAAAGGUCAACAGCUAAGGUUUACCACUGUAGUGAAUGCCUGCUCUCCUUCCAGCGACGGAAGACCCUGAUACUGCACCAGCGUCAGCACACAGGCAUCAAGCAGGGCUGGCCUACCUGUCCCUACUGUGGCAAGGCCUUCCGCCGGCCCUCAGACCUCUUCCGUCACCAGCGCAUCCACACUGGUGAACGUCCCUAUCAGUGCCCCAAGUGUGGCCGGGCCUUCAACAGGAACCACCACCUGACUGUCCACAUGCACACCCACUCAUGAGACAGACUCCUUCAGGAAGAACCUCUUUUCUUUUUCCAAGUGGCAGUUCCUUCGGUUUCUAGAAAGACUUUCCAGCCAAGCUGGUACUUGAGGGGCCUUUCAAAAGCACCAGCUGAAGCCCAGGGGUUUGAGGUGACAGUCUCAGACCACAACGUCUUGGGGAUGGCUGGUUCAUUUUGCCUCUUUGCCACGCCAUGUUGGGUGGAGCUCGUACACCUGCGCUCACACCUGCAGGGUGGAGACAACGCGCCCGCACGCUGCGGGCUGGUGCUUCGGCUCAAUGGAGUCUGGGCUCUGUGCAGCCAGGAGGCGGGACCUCCAUGGCUAGCCAAUGAGGAGCCUGCUUGUGGAGGGUGGGGCCUGCCAUCCAGCCGCGGGAGCAGUGGAGGGGCAGCUGAGACAACGCUGGCUCACGUCUCUGUACGUUCUGUCCCGAGGCUAUUUGCCCCGGACGGUCGUCCGAGUCUGUUGCGUGUGGGCAAAAAGGACCGUCGGUAG
Alexandromys fortis (reed vole) is the source of this 2352-nucleotide messenger RNA. Its product is annotated as zinc finger protein 783-like. NCBI's taxonomy places the organism in Eukaryota, Metazoa, Chordata, Mammalia, Rodentia, Cricetidae. The transcript is spliced from 3 exons. The record is from RefSeq and is a predicted model, not a curated record.